CCAGCUUCCUCUCCUUUCUCAUUCUUUCACAUUCUCUCUCCUUCCUUUCUCUUUCCUCUCCAGUCUUUCGCAAAUCCCCACUUUUGCAACGCCUCCCUUCUUUCUUUUUCUCCCAUCGUUUCGCCGCCACACUUUCUAUGUUCUUCUCACUCUCUUAUUUUCUCUCUCCUCUCAACUAAAUCAAAUUUCACUUCGAUUUCUAGGGUUUUUUCCGACGACGCUUUUUUCCCCCCUUUUUCGAGCUGGAUUCUCUCUCCUCUCUUCAACUCAUCUCUAUGCGUCGCUGGUGUACUGGUUUCGUUGAUUGAGCUCAUACAAAAACUAUACAAUUGAUUAUAUAUUAUAUAGUAUAGUAUAUUAUAGUAUCGUUUUGAUUAUAUUAUACUAAUUUAGGGCAAGAAAAGAAGGAAAAAGAGAGCUAUUUUAGUUUAAUUUCUUUGAUUGCAUUUCUUUUAUGUAAAUAAUUUUUGUUUUUUUGGUUUUUUUUUGGAAUUGGAUUGGUAAAAGAGGGGGGAGGGGGAUAUUUGGGUGUUUGAUUUGGAUGGCAUUGGGUGAUUUGAUGGCCACUAGGUUUGCACAUUCUACAGUUGUGGUGUCUAAUCAUUUGGAUGAGUAUUUGAGCCGUGAUGAUGUUGAGUUGUAUCGAAAUCGAGACAAUUCGGAGACCGCUAGCACGAGUGGUGGUGGUGGUGGCAAUGUUAUUGAGAAUGCCAUUACAACGUUGGCUACUGUUGCAGGGACUACUAAUACUACUACCACUGCUACUACUAUGGUGUAUUUUCCGCAAACGAUUGUGUUCUGUGAGCUUCGUCAUGAAGCUUUCGAGGAUUCUGUUCCCACUGGCCCUGCUGAGAGUGGGUUGGUUUCGAAAUGGCGGCCUAGGGACAGAAUGAAGACGGGAAUGGUAGCUCUUGUUUUAUGUUUAAAUAUCAGCUGUGACCCGCCGGAUGUUAUUAAGAUAUCUCCGUGUGCGAGGCUGGAGUGCUGGAUAGACCCAUUGGCCAUGGCACCUCAAAAAGCACUGGAAGCUAUUGGUAAGGCCCUGAGUUCGCAGUAUGAAAGAUGGCAGCCCAAGGCUCGGUAUAAGUACCAACUUGAUCCAACUGUAGAAGAAGUGAAGAGACUAUGUAAUACUUGUCGUAAAUUUGCAAAGACCGAGAGAGUUUUGUUUCACUACAAUGGACAUGGAGUGCCAAAACCAACGACGAAUGGUGAAAUCUGGCUUUUCAAUAGGAGUUAUACUCAGUACAUCCCCUUGCCAAUCACUGAGUUGGAUUCCUGGCUAAAAUCACCCUCGAUCUAUGUGUUUGAUUGUUCUGCUGCUGGAAAUAUAGUCAAUGCUUUCAUAGAGCUUAUUGAUGCUUCUGCUUCGUCUGGUGCUACAAAGGAUUGCAUUCUGCUUGCAGCUUGUGAAGCUCAUGAGACGCUCCCUCAGAGCGCGGAGUUUCCUGCUGAUGUUUUCACUUCUUGCCUGACAACACCCAUCCAGAUGGCCUUGAGAUGGUUCUGCAAGCGUUCAUUGCUUCGUGAAUCUCUAGACAAUUCACUCAUAGACAAAAUUCCUGGUCGCCCAAAUGAUCGUAAGACACUUUUAGGUGAACUUAAUUGGAUUUUUACUGCAGUGACAGACACAAUUGCUUGGAAUGUUCUCCCACAUGAUCUUUUUCAGAGGUUAUUCAGACAAGAUUUAUUAGUUGCUAGUCUGUUUCGCAACUUUUUACUGGCGGAGAGAAUAAUGCGUUCAGCUAACUGCUCUCCAAUUUCGUACCCGAUGUUGCCUCCAACUCAUCAGCAUCAUAUGUGGGAUGCGUGGGACAUGGCUGCUGAGAUUUGUCUUUCUCAACUUCCAUCACUGAUUCAUGAUGCAACUGCAGAGUUCCAGCCUAGCCCUUUCUUCACUGAGCAGUUGACUGCAUUUGAAGUAUGGCUUGACCAUGGAUCUGAGCAGAAGAAGCCGCCGGAGCAGUUGCCUAUUGUUCUUCAGGUUUUACUUAGUCAAUGUCACCGUUUCCGGGCUCUGGUGCUUCUUGGGAGAUUCCUUGAUAUGGGACCCUGGGCUGUUGACCUGGCGUUGUCUGUUGGUAUAUUUCCUUAUGUUCUUAAGCUGUUGCAAACUACAACACCUGAACUGCGGCAAAUUCUUGUUUUCAUUUGGACAAAGAUACUUGCUCUUGAUAAGUCAUGCCAGGUUGAUCUAGUGAAGGAUGGAGGUCAUGCAUAUUUUAUUAGAUUUCUUGACAGCUCGGAAGCCUAUCCUGAACAGCGUGCUAUGGCUGCAUUUGUCUUAGCGGUCAUUGUAGAUGGGCAUAAAAGGGGACAAGAGGCUUGUAUUGAAGCUGGUUUACUCGAUGUGUGCCUUAAGCACCUUCAAGCUUCAACGCCAAAUGAUGCUCAGUCUGAACCUUUAUUUCUUCAGUGGCUUUGUCUCUGUUUAGGAAAGAUAUGGGAGGACUUUACCGAGGCUCAGAUAGUAGGUUUACAGGCAGGUGCUGCGGUGAUAUCAGCAUCUCUGCUCACUGAGCCCCAGCCUGAGGUAAGAGCCUCUGCUGUCUAUGCAUUGGGAACUUUACUUGGUGUUGGAUUCGACUCUUCAGGAGAUGGAGGGGAUGAAGACUGUGAUGAUGAUGAAAAGCUAAAAGCUGAAAUUAGUAUUAUUAAGAACCUUCUAAAUGUUGUUUCAGAUGGAAGUCCUCUCGUCAGGGCUGAGGUUGCAGUGGCUUUAGCUCGAUUUGCUUUUGGCCAAAAUAGGCAUCUCAAAUCUGUUGCUGCCACAUAUUGGAGAUCUCAGCCAAGCUCUGGACUCAGUACUUUGCAUGUUAAUAGUACAGGUAGUGGUUAUAGUACUCCGAACCACUAUAUGCCUGCAGGAAGUAUUAUUUCUUCUCAAAUUGGUCCUCUGUUGAGAGUCGGUGGUGACAGCACUCCAGGUAUUCGAGAUGGGAGAGUCUCCACAAGUAGUCCACUGGCUACUGCUGGAAUAAUGCAUGGAUCUCCUCUGUCAGAUGAUUCUUCUCAACAUUCUGAUUCUGGUGCAUCAAAUGAUGCUGUUGGCAAUGGAAUUUUGAACCAUGCUAGGCCCAGACCUGUUGAUAGUAGUUUUUAUCUGGAGUGUAUAUUUUCCAUGUGUACAUUAGCAAAGGACCCAUCGCCUCGUGUUGCAAGACUUGGGCGGAGAGUUCUCUCUAUUAUUGGAAUCGAACAAGUUGUUGCAAGACCCAUAAGGUCCUCAACGAUCGGUGGUCGGCCAGGUGAACCUACUAAUUCUGCUGGUGUGAGGCUUGCUGGACUAGCUCGUUCGUCAUCAUGGUUUGAUAUGAGCUCAGGUCAUCUCCCAUUGACAUUUAGAACUCCACCUGUUAGCCCUCCCAGAGCAAGUUACUUGACGGGAAUAAGAAGAGUUUCUUCCUUGGAGUUCCGACCACACCUGCUUAGUUCUCCAGAUUCAGGGUUAGCGGAUCCACUUAUAGGUUAUGGUGGAUCUACUGGCCAUACUGAGCGCAGUCUUCUUCCACGAUCAACCAUAUAUAAUUGGAGCUGUGGGCAUUUUUCAAAACCUCUUCUUACUGCAGCAGAUGAUAGUGAAGAACUAAUAGCGAAAAGGGAAGCGAAGGAAAGAUCUGGCUUGGACCUCAUAGUGAAAUGCCAGCACUAUUCUGUUAGCAAGCUUAACAAUCAGAUUGCAAGCUGGGAUACCAGAUUUGAGACUGGUACAAAAACUACCCUGCUACAACCAUUUUCUCCUGUUGUGGUUGCCGCAGAUGAUAAAGAACGGAUUAGGGUUUGGAACUACGAGGAACCAACCCUCUUGAAUAGCUUUGACAAUCAUGAGUUUCCUGAUAAGGGAAUUUCUAAGCUCUGCCUUUUGAAUGAACUUGAUGAUAGCUUGCUUCUUGUUGCUUCUGGUGAUGGAAAUGUUCGGAUAUGGAAAGACUACAUGCAAAGGGGUAAACAGAAGCUCGUGACCGCCUUCUCUGCUAUACCUGUUCAUGGGCCUGCUGCUCGAAAUGUGAAUGCUGUUGUGGAUUGGCAACAACAGUCUGGACACCUAUUUGUGGCUGGGGAUGUACCUACAAUUAAGGUCUGGGAUCUUGACAAAGAACUGCUUGUGCAUUCCAUUCCUUCAUCUCCUGAUAGCAGCAUAUCAGCACUGGCUGCUUCUCAAGUUCAUGGAGGCCAAUUUGCUGCUGGGUUUGUUGAUGGCUCUGUCAGACUCUUUGACAUCAGAACUCGUGAAAUGCUUGUUUGUGCUACCCGGCCGCAUACCCAAAGAGUCGAAAGAGUUGUAGGAAUUGGCUUUCAACCAGGGCUAGAUGUGGCUAAGAUUGUCAGUGCAUCUCAGGCUGGUGACAUUCAGUUCCUAGAUAUUAGAAAUCACAGCGAUGCAUACCUCACAAUUGAUGCCCAUAGGGGCUCACUCACAGCCUUAGCAGUUCAUCGGCAUGCUCCAAUCAUAGCCAGUGGCUCUGCAAAGCAGCUUAUUAAAGUCUUCAGUUUAGAAGGCGAGCAACUCGGUACCAUUCGCUACCAUCCAACAUUCAUGGCUCAGAAGAUUGGACCCGUGAGCUGUCUUGCAUUCCAUCCGUAUCAAGUGCUGCUCGCUGCUGGUGCUGCCGAUCCUUUUGUCACCUUAUAUGCCGAUGACAAUAAUCCCACAAGAUAAAAAUGUUUACUAGCUAAAGCCGAAGGCUAUUGCUUUGUUUAAGAUUCAACAUGGUGAUAUGAUUGAGAUUUAUGUCGAAGUUGCAAUGACGUGGGAUAUUCAGGAGAUGUUGUCGGGGUUGAUGAUGUUACUAUGAUGUCAUACCGAGCGAGUAUAAUGGAGUUGUGAUGGUUGGCUUUUGGAGUUGGGAUUUUUAUGCUGCACAUUCAUUAGCCCCCCUGUGUAAAUUUCAAGCCAGUUGGGAGAAGAAUCCAUUAAAUUCCAGGGAGGCUUUGGCUAAUAAGUUUGCUAUAUAGGUAACGACGUUGUAAAUAUAUAAUUGCCUUGUGUCUUUGUCCAUCUUUUACUAGUCUUAAGAGGGAGGGGUUUUGUGAUGUUUUUCUUUCCAUUUGUUUCAAAUUUGUAGCAUUUUACGAGCAAGCGUUAAUAGGGGAUGUGAAUUUGGGUGAUUGACCCAAAAGGUUCAGGUGAUGGAGGGGUGUUGAUGCCAUAUUUAUGCUUGUAUUAGCUGAUUAAUGGGUGCUAUAGUGCUAGAGAGAUGUUUAAUAUCCAACAUUGAUGAUCUUGUACAUAGAAUUUUUUUAAUUGUGAAUUACUUAACUGUAACAAGCGUGUAUCAUUAUUUCUUCAGAA
Molecule: messenger RNA, 5293 nt
Organism: Beta vulgaris subsp. vulgaris (sugar beet)
Lineage: Eukaryota; Viridiplantae; Streptophyta; Magnoliopsida; Caryophyllales; Amaranthaceae
Product: regulatory-associated protein of TOR 1
Exons: 23
Coding region: 542-4660 (1372 amino acids)
Biological process (GO): positive regulation of protein serine/threonine kinase activity; TOR signaling; positive regulation of cell growth
Cellular component (GO): cytoplasm; TORC1 complex
Molecular function (GO): protein binding; protein-macromolecule adaptor activity
Source: RefSeq, a predicted model, not a curated record